Nerophis lumbriciformis (worm pipefish) is the source of this 774-nucleotide messenger RNA. NCBI's taxonomy places the organism in Eukaryota, Metazoa, Chordata, Actinopteri, Syngnathiformes, Syngnathidae. The record is from RefSeq and is a predicted model, not a curated record.
AUGGCUGCGAUUGCCAGCUCUCUGAUCCGCCAGAAGCGCCAGGCGAGGGAGUCAAACAGCGACCGGGUGUCCACGUCCAAGCGUCGACCCAGUCCCAGCAAGGACCCUCGCUCUCUGUGCGAACGGCAUUUUUUGGGGGUCUUCAGCAAAGUGCGCUUCUGCAGCGGCAAGAAAAGACCUGUGCGCCGGAGACCAGAUGCACCCUCGAAACCUCCACAGGUGUCCCAUAAGGGCUGCAGGCUAGAGCCACAGCUGAAAGGCAUCGUGACACGAUUGUUCAGCCAGCAGGGCUUCUACCUGCAGAUGAAGCCGGACGGAACCAUUGAUGGCAGCAAGGACGAAAACAGCGACAAUACUCUGUUUAAUCUUAUUCCCGUGGGUCUGAGAGUCGUGGCCAUCCAGGGAGUGAAGAGUGGCUUCUACAUCGGCAUGAACGGCGAGGGCAUGCUCUACAGCUCUGAAAUGUUCACGCCGGAGUGCAAAUUCAAAGAGUCGGUUUUUGAGAACUACUACGUCAUCUACUCGUCCACCAUGUACCGACAGCAGGAGUCGGGCCGGGCCUGGUUUCUCGGUCUCACUAAGGAGGGACAAGUCAUGAAAGGCAACCGGGUUAAGAAGACCAAACCUUCGUCUCACUUUGUACCAAGGCCCAUUGAAGUCUGUAUGUACCGUGAGCCAUCGCUGCACGAGAUCGAGGAAAAGCACCGCUCCCGGAAGAGCUCAGGGACCCCCACCAUGAACGGAGGCAAAGCAGUUAACCAGGACUCCUCAUAG